AAAAUUUCUCAAAAAAGGAGUUUUAUUUAAUUCAAUUAUUUUUAAAAAAGAUAUUAUUUAUAAAAAUUUCUAUUUUUAUUUAAUGGAACAGUUAAAUUAUUUUAAACUUUCUUAAAUUUGGGUAACUGGCUCAGGAAGUACUGGAUUACUUUUAUAAAAUAAUUUAGAUGAUAUUUAUGAAUUUAAAGUUUCUUAAAUAGAUGAAUAAACCGAUUAAAUAUAAAUAUAAAAAUUAGAAAUAAAUGGUAUGAUGGGCUUAAUAUUAACAAUAGAUGGUAAAGUAUAUAAAUAUGGAGAAAGUGAGUUUAUUAAGAAUUCAAACAAAAUUAAUAUAUUGUAAAUUCCUAAACUAAUUUAAGAAAAUUAAAAAAUAAAAAAUAUUUCUUGUGGAUGGCAUCAUGCUUUACUUAUAGAUUUUGAUAAUAAUUUAUAUGGAUUUGGCUCAAAUAAAUUUGGAGAAAUAGGAAAAGGCGAAAAUAAUAAAAGAAAUUUUGAAAAUCCAUAAUUUAUUUUUCAAUUAAAUGGCGAAUAUAUAUUAAAAUGUGGUUUUCGCUAAAGUAUCAUUAUAGAAAAAUAAUAAAAUAAAUAAUAAAAGGUCUAUUGUACUGGAUAGAACAAAUUUUUUGAAUUAGGAGGUUUUAUUGAUAAAAAGAUUUUGUAUUAAUUUGAAGAAAACAAAGAAAUUAAUUUUUAAAUUAAAUAAAUUUCCUGUGGAUACAAAUUUGUUUGUGCUUUAGAUUAUGAAGGAAAUCUUUUUGGAUGGGGAGACAAUAAAUAUGGAUAAUUGACUGGAGAAAAUAUUAAAUAUGAAAAUAUUAUAAAAAUUAAUGAAAAUGUAAAAGAAAUGUGUACAGGAUGGAAUCAUAUAUUAGUUUUGAAAGAUAAUAAUGAAAUAUAUUGCAUAGGUAGAGGUGAUUUAGGAUAAUAAGGAAAUAAUAAAUUAGAGAAUUCUAAUUAAUUUCAUUAAAUAUAAAAAAUAUAAGGAAAUGUAUAAUUAAUUUAAUGCGGUUCUGAAUGUAAUUAUUUAAUAACUUCUUAAGGUUUAUAUGUUUGGGGAUGGAAUGAACAUGGUAAUUUAGGUACGGGAAAUACAUAAAAUGUUUUAGAACCUUUGUUAAUAUAUAAAUAUUAAAAUUUAAAUGUUUAAAACAUAAUUUCAGGAGGUGCAGUUUGCUAUUUAAAAGAAAAUAGAAAAACUAAUUAAUAAAUAUGA
Messenger RNA from Ichthyophthirius multifiliis, 1213 nucleotides. RefSeq lists its product as hypothetical. Lineage: Eukaryota; Ciliophora; Oligohymenophorea; Hymenostomatida. The record is from RefSeq and is a predicted model, not a curated record. The transcript is spliced from 8 exons.